AGUAUCUCGCACUUGGCGUAUGUGAGCAACUUUGGUUACUGACUUGCACAAGACCUUGGGUCAGCACUCCAUAGCACUCUAUAAUUAUCAUGGCACUUAGUCCAAAUACCUGCUUUCUGCACUUUCUAACUUCUCUUGGCCACUCGAAUUCGGGGUCAAAAAGGCUCGGGUCGCCACCCCAAACCGCACGCCAGCACUCAUCAAGAUCGAUCACUACAAGGAGAAUUAGCCAUUCUCCAUCGCCCGAUUCCGUCAAACAGACGACUACCUUGCUGCGCUAGCGCCCUUAAUUACCGUCCACCCUUCGAACGCCUCGCUGCCCAUUCUAGCAUUUGUGCUGCGCUGGCAGCAUCAACACCGCCAAGAUGGGUUCCGGGGAUUUGAAUAUGAAAAAGAGUUGGCAUCCCCAACGAUCAGGGAAUGUUGCCGCGACACAAAAGGCCGAGGCGGAAGCGAUCGCGGAACGCAAGAAGCUGCAGCAGCGUUUGCAGGAGAUCGAAGAGGAGCGGAAAAAGGAAGAGCUUCAGAAAGCGCUUGAAGCUGCAGGCGGGAAGCCCAAACCGCAGAGGGUAGAAUGGAUGUACUCAGGUCCAACUGACGGUCAGGCGGGCGACGCGGCCGAGAACGAAGCCUACCUACUCGGAAAGCGGCGGAUUGACAAGCUUCUCCAGGACAACGAUGUCAAGAAGUUGCAGAAGUCAAACGUGGAUGCGCUCGCCGGAGCGCCGGCGGCCGCUGUUACAAACUCCCGGGAUAUUGCCGCGAAGAUCCGGGAAGACCCAUUACUUGCGAUCAAGAGGCAGGAGCAGCAGGCAUACGAGGCGAUGAUGAAUGACCCUAUCAGGAGGCGACAACUGCUGGCAUCGAUGGGCAUCGACGAUUCACAAGACAAAUCUAAGCGCAAGGAGGAGAGACGACACAAACAUCGCCAUUCACAUCACCGAUCGCAUCGUCACGACGACGUCAGAGACGGCGAGAGACAUGCCCGCAGGCGGAGAUCAGAUUCUAGGGACAGGUCGAGGAGUCCGCGAAGAUACGAUUCGGAGGAGGAGGAUCGGAGGAGACGGAGGAGAGAUUCCCCCGCUCGCCGCGAUCGAAGGCGAGACAGGUCUGGGUCCGCAGUUUCCCGGGACAGACGAGAGAGACGAGAUGAUCGCGGCCGAAGGAGCAGCCAAGACAGGCAGGAUCGACGGGAUGAACGAGACAGGAGCGCAGAUGGUCGAUAUAGGGAUGACCGGUUCAGGGCAGGUUCUCGAUCGUUGUCCCCUGCGCCGCGCAGGAGAGACUACUCUCCCGACCGUGAUGAUCGGAGAAGCAAGGAUUAUUCCCCGGGCCGUGAUACUCAGAGAAGAGAGGUGUACUCACGGGAAGGCACCGGGCAAUCACGGGGAUACAGUGAAGAAUCGAGCAGGUACCGCAACGGCAACCCGUCCCGGUCACGGAGAAAUCACGACGGCCAUCCUGACCGUGGCCCACCAAGGCACAAUAGACGUCCCGUUGGUGCCGAGGUAGAGAGGGAGGGGGCCGAGGAGGAGGAGCGCGCCCGUAAGCUCGCUGCCAUGCAGGAGGCAGCAACCGAUCUCGACAAAGACCGCCAACGCCGGCUAGCGCUCAUAGCGGAGCAGGAGCGGGCGGCACAAGAGUCAGAUGAGCGGGCGCGGCAGCGCAACAAGCGGUUUGGUGGUGACGCCGGGUUCAUGAACCAGCUUCAUAGUCGUGCUACGGAGCUCAAGGUUGCGGAUCGCGCGGGGAGGCGGUAAGACUACGGUGCUUGGUAUUCGUUUCCCUAUCGCAGCGGUCGUGGUGUGCAUCAUUUUACGGGUGAGCUUGUUGGGAAUCAUCUAUAGGGUCUCAGAUUAAUGGAUACGAGACGUGAUACCCAGCGCAGAGGUGGUAGCUUCGGGUGCGCCGCCGUGUACGAAGUAUGACGACGUGUUACCGUGUUACCACUCUAGGACCGGUAUGGCAUUGGAACUACUGUAUGGAAGCGAAUUUACGGUUUCGCGAGGAUACCUACCUACUCUGGCAGGUCGGGCCUGAACCUCUUCGGGCGCGCUGAAUCCAGAUCUUCGGGAGAAGCCGAUCCAUGGUCUUGCUUGCAGCGAAGAUCAAUAGUUCAAAACCAGUCGAAACGUUGGAACCAAUGGGCCUAACGUUAGCGUCUCCGAGUCUGAUCUGCCCACUCAAAGCUGCCAUAGGGCACAG
Chaetomium strumarium is the source of this 2205-nucleotide messenger RNA. Its product is annotated as pre-mRNA-splicing factor CWC25. The coding region runs from base 366 to 1760 and encodes 464 amino acids. Gene Ontology annotation, cellular component: U2-type spliceosomal complex. Gene Ontology annotation, biological process: mRNA splicing, via spliceosome. NCBI's taxonomy places the organism in Eukaryota, Fungi, Ascomycota, Sordariomycetes, Sordariales, Chaetomiaceae. The transcript has a single exon. The record is from RefSeq and is a predicted model, not a curated record.